Messenger RNA from Brassica oleracea var. oleracea, 1491 nucleotides. RefSeq names its product cytochrome P450 77A4. Gene Ontology annotation, molecular function: heme binding; iron ion binding; oxidoreductase activity, acting on paired donors, with incorporation or reduction of molecular oxygen, NAD(P)H as one donor, and incorporation of one atom of oxygen. The transcript has a single exon. The record is from RefSeq and is a predicted model, not a curated record. The coding region runs from base 1 to 1491 and encodes 496 amino acids. Lineage: Eukaryota; Viridiplantae; Streptophyta; Magnoliopsida; Brassicales; Brassicaceae. Gene Ontology annotation, cellular component: membrane.
AUGCUAGACCUCUUCUUCUUCACUCUUCUCAUAACCGUUUUUGUUUACAUACUCACGCGAAUAUGUCACAAGUCCAAGCGCGUGAACCUCCCACCGGGCCCACCGGGUUGGCCGGUUGUCGGUAAUCUGUUUCAGUUCGCGCGCUCCGGUAAGCAGUUUUUCGAAUACGUCGACGAGAUGAAAAAAAUCCACGGCCCAAUUCUCACGCUUAAGAUGGGGAUCCGAACGAUGAUCAUCAUCUCCGACGCGGAUCUCGCGCACCAGGCCUUGAUCGAGCGCGGGGCCCAAUUCGCAACCCGGCCCGUCGAAACUCCGACCCGGAAAAUCUUCAGCUCGAGCGACAUCACCGUCCACUCCGCAAUGUACGGUCCCGUGUGGCGGUCCCUGAGGCGUAACAUGGUUCAGAACAUCCUGAGCUCGAAUCGGCUGAAGGAGUUCGCCUCCGUGAGAAAAUCCGCCGUCGAUAAGCUCGUGGAGAGGAUCAGAUCGGAGGCCGAGGAGCACGACGGGAUCGUCUGGGUGCUGAGAAACGCUAGAUUCGCUGCUUUCUGCAUCUUGCUAGAUAUGUGCUUCGGAGUCGAGAUGGAUGAAGAGUCGGUGGAGAAGAUGGAUCGGAUGAUGACGGAGAUUCUAAUCGCCGUCGAUCCGCGGAUCCACGAUUACCUCCCGGUGCUGACACCGUUCUACUCCAAGGAGAGGAAACUCGCUCUCGAACUUCGCCGGAAGCUGGUGGAGUUCGUCGUCGGCUUCAUCGAGAAGCGGCGAUCGGCGAUUCAGAACCCAACGGCGUCGUCCUUCGCGUAUCUCGAUACGCUAUUCAAUCUCAAAAUCGAUGGAAGGGAAACGACGCCGUCCGACGAGGAUCUCGUGACUCUGUGUUCAGAGUUUCUCAACGCGGGAACGGAUACGACUGGGACGGCGAUCGAGUGGGGGAUCGCGCAGCUGAUCACGAAUCCGAAGAUUCAAUCUCGUCUCUACGAUGAGAUUAAAUCAACGGUGGGAGAUCGUACGGUCGACGAGAAGGACCUGGACACAAUGGUCUUUUUAAAAGCGUUCGUCAAGGAGAUUCUCCGUAGACACCCGCCUACGUAUUUCACGUUAAGUCACGGCGUUACUGAGCCGACGACUCUCUCCGGGUACGACAUUCCCGUGGGAGCCAACGUGGAGUUCUAUCUUCCCGGUAUGAGUGAAGACCCGAACAUCUGGUUUAAACCGGAUAAAUUCGAUCCGGACCGGUUUAUAACGGGUGGAGAAGACGCUGAUUUAACCGGCGUAGCUGGAGUGAAGAUGAUGCCGUUCGGAAUCGGGCGUCGGAUCUGCCCGGGGCUUGGGAUGGCCAUCGUACACGUGGAGCUAAUGGUGGCGAGGAUGGUUCAAGAGUUUGAGUGGAGGAAAAACCCACCGGAGAGUGGAGUGGAUUUCGCCGGGAAGUUGGUGUUCGCGGUGGUGAUGAAGAACCCCUUGAGAGCCAUGGUCAAAGCCAGGGUUUAA